Botrytis sinoallii is the source of this 1638-nucleotide messenger RNA. RefSeq lists its product as uncharacterized. Lineage: Eukaryota; Fungi; Ascomycota; Leotiomycetes; Helotiales; Sclerotiniaceae. The transcript has 2 exons. The record is from RefSeq and is a predicted model, not a curated record. Bases 1 to 1638 code for a protein of 545 amino acids.
AUGGCGACAAUACCGCUUUUCUUCUCACUGGUACUAUUCUUGCGGCUUUAUCAUGCCUAUAGGCUUGAAAAGCACCAAGAGGGUAAAGGUAAAGACAUCGUUGCCUCAAAAGACCUGGUGUCAAAAACCGACAAUCCGCAAGGUGAUGACGAGGUCUUGCCCGUACAUUUCAUAGAUCAGGCUACCAUUGUACGCACAUCCAUUAUCAACUAUACUUUUCGCUACAACGACGUUCUCGACGCGGCAAAACUUCAUCGAGGUCUACUCCAGCUAUUGCAGAUCCCAGGAUGGAACAAGCUUGGAGGCCGGCUCCGAACCACUAAAAACGGAAAACUUGAGAUUCAUGUACCCAGAAACUUCAGCAAAACCCGCCCUGAAGUGAAGUUCUCUCACGUCGACUACUCCGAUAUCAAAAUCGACUCCCACGGUCUGGCAUCACAACUACCCAGACCCACAGGGUCUACACCAUCCGUACAGGAGGGCUGCCACGCGUUCCGGUCAUUUGCUUUGCCCACUGAUCUUCCCAACAAUAUCGAGCAUUACUGGAAGAACGACCAGCCAAUGUUGUCUCUGCAUGUAACAUCCUUCGCGGACGCCACACUGGUUGGCUUGACCUUUCCGCACUCCCUCACUGACGCCAUGGGCACAUCAGAGUUUCUCAAGGCGUGGUCCAAUGUCGUGGCUGGCAAGAGCAGCUUCGUGAAGCCCCUCCAGGGAACUCAGGUAGAUGUGCUUGGCGAUAUUGGGACGAGCCUUGACAAGAAAGCUUCGCAGGGAGAAUUCACUCUGGAAGGCCAACAAACCCGGGGGUCCUCCUUACUGUCCUUUAUUGCUCGCUACAUGUGGGAUGCCACGACUCGUCGAUCUAUUCGGACGCGACACAUCUACCUGCCUGCUAAAUACAUGUCGUAUCUCCGCCAGGAUGUCGAGGAGGAGCUGAAGAGGCAAAAUGGCGGCGUUGUCCCGUUUGUUAGCGACGGCGAUCUCAUCACAGCCUGGGGCGCUCGCAUGGUCAUGUCAUCGAGCCCAUGGAAGAACUGUAGUGCCGUGAUUUGUAACGUCUUCGACCUCCGCGGGCGUCUCAAGGACACAUUUGCUCGCGGGGGCACAUACCUUCAGAAUCUGAUCCUGCCGGCAACAACUGUCUUGUCAAAGGAAGAAGCGGCCACCGCCACGACUGCCCAGAUUGCUCUGGGCCUGCGGAAGGCCAUCGUAGAGCAGACUGAUGAUGUACAAGCUCGGCGACUCAUGCGUAUCGCACGUCGGUGGUUCUCGAGCAUGGGCACGAUGCCCUUGUUCGCAAAGUGGGAUUCGCGAGUCGUUGCAUGCACGAACUGGUCAAAGGCCAAAUUUUUAGACGCAGCUGAUUUCGGCCCCAACGCUUUGAUUGCGGGUGGUAUGGGCAAUCGCAAAUACAGCGGUACGAAGGUGGCUACAACACAUACGGGACCGGCACAGGCACAAACACACCCAGGCAGACCAGUCAUGUACUGGGGCACGACUCUGAGCGUUACUGACAAACCCCGCGACACCUUCGUGAUCUAUGGCAAAGACGCAGGCAGUAACUACUGGGUCCACGCUUACUUGAGGGAGGAAACGUGGAGCUUGAUCCAGAAAGAACUCGACUCAUUUAGAUAA